Acanthochromis polyacanthus (spiny chromis) is the source of this 12910-nucleotide messenger RNA. RefSeq names its product trinucleotide repeat-containing gene 6C protein-like. NCBI's taxonomy places the organism in Eukaryota, Metazoa, Chordata, Actinopteri, Pomacentridae. Gene Ontology annotation, biological process: positive regulation of nuclear-transcribed mRNA poly(A) tail shortening; miRNA-mediated post-transcriptional gene silencing. Gene Ontology annotation, cellular component: P-body; nucleoplasm. The record is from RefSeq and is a predicted model, not a curated record. Gene Ontology annotation, molecular function: RNA binding; protein binding.
UUGAAGGUCACAUGGCCCAAGGUGAGGCUCCUCCCUCCUCCUCCCCCCCGUUAGCACCGAUUCAACCGUCUCCUGCUCCGGUCAGUUACUACAAAAUGGCUGCAGAGGCUCCGCCGCCGAUGAGAACCUACUGAACGCUUCAUGCUGUGAAAAGAAGCAAAAAAACCACGAGAAGAGAACCAUUUGAUGGAAGAUAAGAAAAAGAAAAAGCAAGACGAGAAGAAAAAGAAAGAAGCUGCUCAAAAAAAGGCCACAGAACAGAUAACCAAAGUGCCAGACUCUGCCAAGCCCGACCCCGCCCUUCCUCCUGCCCCCGUCAGCCCCAGCGCCGCCCCGUCUGUACCCCCAAGCAGUGGAAAUGGCAAGCGGGCCCCGCCGGGAGGCCAGCCGCAGACAGCCCAGCAGCCCCAGACCCCGGUCCAGCAGCGCUACCCGCCCAGAGAGGUGCCUCCACGCUUCCGCCAGCAGGAGCACAAGCAGCUGCUGAAGAGGGGCCAGCCGCUGCCCGCCGGGACGCUGCCGCUCAUCACCACGGGACGCGCCGCCACUAGUGAACCUGCAGCAACAGUAGCCAUACACUCCUCUUCCUCCUCUUCCUCCACAGCCAGCCUGCCCACAGAACUGCCCCCACAGAGUGGCCAGGGAGCCCAGUAUGAUAAUCCCCUCUGGGGACACCUGCCAGCCAACAGGAGUGCCACAAAUGCUGCAUCUGCCCCCAAUCUCAGUGGCUGGGAUCAACUGAUCAUUGACCAGAAGGACACAGAGGCUUGGCCUUCCAUUACCCUCAGCCAGAGCCAGGCCCCUCCAGGAGGAUGCCCUUUGGACACUGAUCCUGGUCACUUGACCAGUAGCAGCAGCAGCAGUAGUACUAGCAGUAGUUGUAGUACAGUGAGUAUGGCCACGGGAGCCAAUAGCCAGACAGGCCACUUCCCUGCCAAUCACCUUAGCAGCAAAGCCAACAGUGGGCCCAGCCCUGCCAAUCAUACUGGAACCAGCAUGCUCUCUAGCCAGGUUGCAACCAAUCGCAGCUGGGGCACUGGGCCUGGACCCUCCCAUUGCACCCCUCAGUCCUCAGUGGGGAGUGAAGGGAAGGGUGACAGCCCAGUGGGAGGAGGAGGAAGCAGCAGGGGAUGGGGUUCUUCUUCAUCAUCCUCCACCACCAACUUUAACUUGAACCUAAACCCUAAUGCCAACCCGUCUGCCUGGCCCAUGUUGGGGCAUGACGGGGGUGGCACAGGGGGAGGCAGCUCAGGGGGAGCCAACACCAUUUCACCUCCUCAACCUUCACCUAACCUCUGUAAUCCACCUGGCCCCCCACCAGCCAAGACCAGCACCUGUACCGGAGCCAACACUAACAGCAACUCCUCGGGGAUUGGCAGCGCCUGGGGUACCAUAAUGGCUUCUGAUGCAUCAGAGCCCCACCCCUCCCCGUCCACGAAUGUGUCUUUCAGUUCAGAACCUCAGAACCUUAAAACUGAUGGACCAAAUCACACUAAUAAGCAGGAACCCCCCAGUCCUAUUCGCAACCUGCCUGGCUGGGGUAGUGCACCUGUAGGCUUGGGUUCCAUGGGUCAGCCUCCAGCAGGGGGCUCACAGGUCAAUGGGGAAGAUGGUAACUCGGUGUGGGGCAACAGUGGCAACUCAAAAGCAACUCCUUCUAAGGAGGCACCUGGCUGGGACUCUGGCUGGGGCCAUGGAGGAGGUGGAGCAGGGAAUUCUGGAGGUUGGGGUGAACAGUCUGGUGGGGACUGGGGUAAGCAGCACACUGAAGAGGCCCAGGGAGGCUGGGACGCACCCAGCUCUCCUCCCCAGGAUUCACAGGCUAGUCCUUGGGGCAGAGCUGUGAGCACAGCGGGUGCUAGUGAAGGGAGCAGUGACAGCAUGGAAGGACAUCCCCGGCAGAGAGACCACUCAUCCAGAGAUAAUCCAGCUCCUCUGCUGCCUGCCCAGGAUCUGGACCCCAGGGUGCUGUGCAACACUGGCUGGGGACAGACCCCCGUUCGCCAGCACACCUCCUGGGACAUGGACAAUACUAAACGCAAGAAUGAUGCAGGCAAUGAAUCAUGGGGCUCCAGCCCAACUACUCCAAGCGAUGCCCAGGGGCCCUCCAACACGGGCCCCUCUCAGAGGACUGACUCUGGGAGCAAAAAUGAUGUGCCUGGUUCUCAGGGAGCUUCUGGUUGGGGUGGAAGCAUAGCUGCUACCAACCAGCCCAGCUCUGGUUGGGGAGAGCCGCCCAACAACGUUAAGCCCCCAGGAGGCCCUGGUGGCUGGGGGAACCCUCCAGCAGGGGGCCCCAACUCCAACAUACCCAAGAAUGGGGGUCAGUCGUGGGGAGAGGAGAAGUCGACUGGGUGGGAAGAUUCUCACGUCAAGUCAACAUCCCAGGGCUGGGGAGAGCAACCCAAAGCAUCCCACAACUGGGGCAACAGUGGAGGGAGCAAAAAUGCAGGAGACUGGGGAGAACCAGAGGAGAGCAAAAAGAGUCCCACUAAUCCUGGCUGGGAGGGAGAAGCAGGAGGCUGGAAGGAAAACCCCCGAGGCUGGGGAAUGUCUUCUUCUUCAGGACCUGGGAUAUCUGGAUCUGGAGGAAAUGGAGGCUGGGGAGAGUCGGUCCCCCAGCGUUCCAGUGGCCCUCCUCAGGGCUGGGGCGGGAAGCCUCAGGAUGGGCCCAGUGGUAAUAGUGGAGGAGGGGGCAUGGGCUCUUGGAGUGGCUCAGGCUCAGUGAAGCAGGGUGCAGGCUGGGGUGGUGGGAAGCAGGACUCCUCUGCUGAGCCUACAGGCUGGGAGGAACCCUCCCCUCCUUCAAUCCGACGUAAGAUGGAGAUAGAUGAUGGGACCUCCGCCUGGGGUGACCCUGGUGCCUACAGCAAGGCAGUCAAUCUGUGGGACAGGAACAAUCCCGGAAUGUCCCAGACUAAAGUCACCACUGGAGGCAAUAAUCCGCCAGGUUCCAACAACAACCAUCCCCACUCUCACAAUCACCCUUAUCAUGGGCCGCCUGCACCUUUACAGAACCAUAGCCAAAACAGCCCAAACCCAGCCCCCAGUGGGCCUAUGGAUCCUACUGUGCAACAUCAGUCUGGGCCAACUCACAGCAGAGGUCCCCUGAUAGCUCAAGGUUGGGGAGAGCUGCCCAGCUCCCACACAAAAUCAGAGAGCUCCUGGGGGGAACCUGCACCGUCUCCGGUCAGCGUGGAUAAUGGGACGUCUGCCUGGGGCAAACCUAGCGGGAGCUGUGGGGGAUGGGGAGAAAACAACCCGGACAACUAUGGAAGGGGCAACCCAGCAAUGACGUCUGCACCUUGCAAACCUGCCCCCAAACCUAUGCAAGACGGAUGGGGAGGUGGAGGUGAGGAUCUGAGCCUGUCGGGUGGUCAGUGGGAUGCAGAGGAGGGAGACAUGUGGAACAGCACUGCCUCCCAGGAGAGCAACUCUUCCUGCAACUCCUGGGGCAACGCAUCCAAGAAAGGCCCGCAAAAGGGGAAGGUCCCGGGGAAGCAGGAGGACACCUGGAUCAUGAAUCGUCUCAUCAAACAGCUGACAGACAUGGGCUUCCCUAGGGAUCCAGCAGAGGAGGCUUUGAAGAGCAACAACAUGAACCUGGAUCAGGCCAUGAGUGCCCUGCUGGAGAAAAAGACAGAGCUGGACAAGCGUGGGAUGGGGAUAUCCGGCCACGACUACAACAACGGGCUCAUCAACAAGCCCAUGAGCUGCCCUCGGCCUCCACUUCUUUCCAAAGACCCUUCAGCGGAUCCUCGCUUGCCCUUCAUGGAUAAGAUGCAGAGUGGAAUGUUUGGCGGUGGUGGAGCAGCACAAGCCCGGGCCAUGCAGCAGCCGCAGCCGCCUCCUCAGCCGCCAGUGCCGCCUCUCAGCUCCUCUCAGCCUAGUCUACGUGCUCAAGUGCCUCAGUUUCUCUCCCCUCAGGUUCAAGCACAGCUCUUACAGUUUGCAGCAAAAAACAUUGGUCUGAAUCCUGCACUUUUAACCUCACCAAUAAACCCUCAACAUAUGACCCUUCUGAAUCAACUCUACCAGCUGCAACUGGCGUACCAGCGUUUACAAAUUCAACAGCAGAUGUUGCAGGCGCAGCGCAAUGUUUCUGGCCCCAUUCGACAACAAGAGCAGCAAGUCGCACGUACAAUCAAUAACAUGCAGCAGCAGAUCCAACAGCACCAGCGUCAGCUGGCCCAGGCCCUGCUGAUAAAGCAGCAGCAACAGCAGCCGCCCCCUUCCCACUCAGGCCUGCAUCCUGGAGGGGCCAAAUCCUCCCUGGAUUCAUUUCCAGGUCACCCCCAGGCUCCAGGCCUCCCUGACCUGCAGACCAAAGAGCCGCAGUCAUCUCCCAACACCUACAGCCCCUACUCUCUCUCUGGACUGAAUCCAAACAUGAAUGUAAACUGCAUGGAGGUGGGAGGGUUAUCUAUGAAGGAACCCCCCCAGCCCCAGUCGCGCCUGUCACAGUGGACGCACCCAAACUCCAUCGAAAGCCUCUCUGGAAACUCCUCUCCUCUGGAGCCCAAUCUGGGCAAGCAUGGUGCCAACCUCGGCCCUCCUGGUAAACCCCCUCAGCUGGACGACUCGUACAGCCCCUACAACCUGAUGUCCAGCUCAGAGUCUCCUACCAGCCCCCUGGUGCCCCCUGACAGCUGGGGUCAGGGCAAGAGCAGCAGUGACAAGAUGGCCAACGGGACCAAUAUCAACUGGCCUCCAGAGUUUUGCCCUGGUGUUCCCUGGAAGGGCCUCCAGAAUAUCGACCCUGAGACUGACCCCAACGUGACCCCCGGCAGCGUCCCCAGCGGACCCACCAUCAACACCAACAUCCAAGAUGUCAACCGCUACCUGCUCCGGGACAGGAGUGGAGGUAAACUGUCAGAGAUGAAGUCCACUUGGUCUCCGGGUCCCAUUUCUCACAGCCAGGCCUCCCUGUCCCACGAGCUCUGGAAGGUCCCUCAGGGCCCUCGGAGCAGCACCACGGCUCCAUCCCGCCCCCCACCGGGCCUCACCAACACAAAGCCUUCCUCCACCUGGGGGGGCAACUCUCUGGGUCUGGCCCAAGGCUGGAGCAGCUCUUACACCACAGCAGGUACCACCUGGAGUACGGACAGCUCCACCAGGACCAGUAGCUGGCUGGUUCUGAGGAACCUCACUCCACAGAUUGACGGUUCCACUCUGCGUACACUGUGCAUGCAGCACGGCCCUCUCAUCACAUUCCACCUCAACCUGACGCAGGGAAACGCCGUGGUGCGCUACAGCUCCAAGGACGAAGCUGCCAAGGCUCAGAAGUCCCUGCACAUGUGUGUGCUCGGGAACACCACCAUCCUGGCCGAGUUUGCCGGGGAAGAGGAAGUGAACCGCUUCUUUGCACAGGGCCAGACGCUGGGCGGGACGACCAGCUGGCAGGCCACCCCGGGCACCAAUCAGACGAGGAUGGGCGGGACCGGGACCGGAGCCUCUCAUCCCAUCGGCCACUCGCCCCACUGGAACAACAACAACGGCGCCGGCAGCAGCAGUAGCAGCGGCCUGGGAGCAGCGGGAACGAAGACGGGCGGAGAGCUGCUCUGGGGCGGCGUUCAGCAGUAUUCAAGCCUGUGGGGACCCCCGAGCGGAGAGGAGGGCCGGGUGAUGGGGAGCCCCACCCCAAUCAAUACACUGCUGCCUGGGGACCUGCUGAGCGGAGAGUCCAUGUAGGAGAGGCUAAAUACACAGCAACAGGAGCAAAAACCUUGCAAAUCAAUGUGGAGAUAAUCAGCGUGGGCGUAAAGGUGAAAAGGAGAGACGGGAGGAGGACGAGGCCACAUCUUCGCUGCUCGUCCUUGACCUCCUCCGCUCCUUUUGUUUUUAACCACAUUUCAGUUGCAGUUCUUUUGUGACUCUCAGUGAGAGAUUUUGGUCACAGUGUUCAGUUUUUCCUCGUGUAGACGCAGGAGGAAGUCUUUCAUUCAACUUUGUACAGAGACGAACUUUUGAAAGUCGCCGUGUGGAGCAUACUUUAGUCAAACUGACACAGUGACGAGCUGCCGUCUUUAGACCGGCGUAGUCCCUCACUGCCUUUUGAGGCAAUCAUACUGCACCUCAGAGAUCCAUGAAAAAGGCAUCAUUCCCAAAGUAAAACCCUUCAAUCAGAGCGGUUGUUGAACGUUCAGCUGGUCCAGACUCGACAUUUGUUUCUCUCAGCACUAAUGUUAGCCUUAAACUAUUUCCUGCCCUGCUAUCCUCACUCACUCUGUACUUGGUGAAGAAGCAUACGGACACUUGCACACCCUUAUUUCUGAGCCAGUGAAACCUGAGUGGAGAGUACAUGCUGCUGCGGCUCAACAGAAGCGACCACAGCUCACAACGUCAGUGCAUUUUUUUUGCAAGCAGAUCGAGUUCCCCACGCGACGCUCAAAGGGAAUGAUGCAACUCUGUUCGCCUUGUUCAAGCCAUUUAUUUUUGUAGUGUGUUUUUUUUCUUGAACCAUUGCAAACAAAGCUAAGAAAUGAUAUUAUUCAAACGUGUGUGUCAGUCUUACGUGGCGGAGGGGUCGGGUGGCGGCGGUCGCAUGUACGGUGAAGGACGGACAGCCAACCGCUGCUCUAACUACGGAACUGUAAACACAAACACUUCGAUGCACCUCAGCUCACUGCGGGGCGACUCGCAGUUCAGACCCUCUCACUGAUGUUGUGGAAAACCUCAAGUCGUGCCCCCCUCACCCGCCUCCUCCCCUCGCCUCCCCCCUCCCCCCAGCGGCGCCCACUCCACCUGCAAAACACCUGCAUUACAAAGCGACGUGCAAUAUAAGCCACAGACUCUACCGUCCGAGCCGCCCUGCCACGGCCUGAGAGGAGACUGUAAGGAACUGCAAAAACUUUAUCUGCCCCCUCCCACCAUUUCAAAUAAAAAAAAAGAAAGAAAAACUGCCACUACUUUCUCCCCUUCUUCUCCCCCUCCUCACCCGUAAAGAGUGUGUGAACUCAGGAGAGUAGCAAAGCUGGUCCUCAACCAUCUUCUGUCCGAGACACAAGGACACAAAGCACUUCUUCUUCAGCCGGCCUGCUCUCCACUCCCAGACUGGUUUUAGGGAGAGGGAGGGACUUGUGUGUGUGUGUGUGUGUGUGUGUGUGUGUGUGUGUGUGUGUGUGUGUGUGUGUGUGUGUGUGUGUGUGUGUGUGUGUGUGUGUGUGUGUGUGUGUGUGUGUGUGUGUGUGUGUGAGAGAGAUUGGGGAGAAGGCAUCAAACCAAAACGAGAGGAGCCCAGAAGACCAGAUGACUUUUUUUUUUCCUCCUUUUUGCCCACAUUUGCAGCGGUAGUAAAAAUGAGCGAGCGGUCGAUGAUAGCACUUAUUUACCCUCAAUGCCAACGAAUAGAAGAGAGGAGAAGCAACACUGGCGAAUAAAAACUGAAAAAACAAAGACAAAAAAAAAGCAAUCUGCUAAGUGGCUUCUCUAUAUACUUAUUUUUUAACUUAACAUGGAUGUGAAUUUUUGUUGUUGUUGUUUUGUUUUUGGAAUCCUUCUUCCCUCAAGUCAGCGGGACCAGAAAGGAUGUCAAACACGGUAGCAAAGUGAAGGGAAAGUACAAAGAACUGAGCUGACGAUGGGUGUGGCUGGGAAGGACCCCCAAAAAGCACCUCAUCCUCACCCUCUGAUAUCAAAGUAAAUAUCACUGUUACAUUGCAACUUCUUUAGCCUUGGUGUCUGGAAACGCUCGACGUGUUCUACUGGGUCCAGCAGGGAGGACCGCCGUCUCUUCUGUCCUGGUUCUGUUGGAGGCCCUGCCAACCUGUGUGAUAGUGUGGCCACUGAGUGCCUGCCUGCUGCAGAGUGCCGUGCUGCAGCAGCCCUCAUCCCUCCCCUCUCCUUCCCUUCCUCCCCCGUCGCUCGCUGCCUCCCUGCGGAUCCCCACAGACUGGCUUCCCUCCUCUUCCUCCCUCCUCUUCCUCCCUCCUCUUGAGCAGCUCUUUCAGAACUGGCCCACCUGUAUUAAACCUACUACUGCUACGCCAGUCCUCAGCAAACCUCCACUUCCACUCUCUCUCCUGCAAGGAUCACUUUAGCCAGAGAUGGAGUUGUUUGAUGUGUUUUGUUUUUUCUCUCUCUUGGAUUUUACUUAUGGAAUUGCCAGUGUGCAUUUUUAUUUUUUUUUAUUAUUUUUGUUGUUGUGAGAUGUUGUUGCUGUUAUCAUUGAUGAUAUACUUCAUGAUUGUUUCUGAUGAUGACGAUUUCAUGGCUUUUUAAAUAUCGGUCUUUAUGCAGUGUUCAGCUUCUCUCCUGCCCCUCCCACGGCCUCCGAGGCAAAAACCAGUGUGUGGUGACGAGGUACGCGUCCGUGGGUGAAGCGUAGUCCAGGAUAGUGAGCCAGCGCCCCCCCACCCCGUCCAUCCUGGGGUCUACUCACUCACGCUGGUGCUUUAACUCUGGGAGCACUCAGUUAAACUUAGAACCACCUCAACUGACAACAGCCUUCCAUUUCUAUGCAAAGACGAGGAGGUGUUCGUUCACAGCCAUCCCCCGACAUCUGCCAACCUUCACUUAUCUCUCGACCUUUACGACCAGGCAGCUUCUCUCCAAACCUCACCUGGAAAACGUGCAGGGGGACACUGAAGGAGCCCGUCUUUAAGCGGCGUGGACGGAGCUAUGAGAUGACACUAGUUGUUGGCAAGCGGUCUUCAGUCUUGUGCCAACUGAUUUACAGAUAUCUACUUCCACCUUCCUCAUUUAUCUUUAGCACCAGGAGUCUUUCUUACCGCUGCAGGGCUCCGGCUGUAGGAGGGCAGGACGGACGAGUGGUGCUGGUGUUUGGCCACCGGGGGGGCUGGAGGACGUAGACGAGGCUGCAGUAGGAGGAGGGGAGGUCCCUGUAUGUGUCUGUGCACUGUUUAUGGGUCACAUCGGGUACAUCUCUUUAAAAACCAAAAACAUUAUCUUUUCUUUAUCAUCAAGGUUUUUGCAAAAACUAGAAACUACAAAAAAAAAGUCUGUUUCAGCUGUGCACUCCGAGGCUGAGAUGUUCUGUUUCUCUGCAAGCUGCCACCUUCUCACCCUGAUGAGGGGAAGCUGGAUCCUGGAGGUUCACGUCGGACCCCCAACCCGAAGGUCGCACCAGCCAGUACAGAUAUGUACACUGCCGUUCUAAGGUGGAGGGUCACGUAGAAAUGUCCCUGUUUUUGAAAGAUGACAUGAAAUUAACCAUAAAUCCAGUGUAGACAUAGUUAAUGUGGUAAAUGACUAUUGUAGCUGGAAACGGCUGAUGUUUAAUGGAAUAUCUCCAUAGGGGUACAGAGGAACAUUUCCAGCAACCAUCACUCCUGUGUUCUAAUGCUACAUUGUGUUAGCUAAUGGUGCUGAAAGGCUCAUUGAUGAUUAGAAAACCCUUGUACAGUUAUGUUAGCACAUGGAUAAAUGUGGGAGUUUUCAUGGAAAACAUGGAAUUGCCUGAAGUUCGGGUUAAUUUCUGGCCGUUUUUGACAAGUUAAUUGAGAGGCAGACAGGAACAGUAGGGAGAAGAAUGGGAGGAAGACCUGCAGCAAAGGCCCUGAGCUGGAUUUGAACCCAGGCCGCUGCAUCAGGGAACCUCCUGUUUAUGGGUCCUACACUCAACUAGUGGCCCAAACCUUUGAACGGUAGUGUAGAUACAUCCAGAGGUCAUUUCUGCACAUCUGGCUCUGGGGUCGGAGCAGCGGCCCGACGUAUCGGCUGAAACAGGGACACGCCUCAUUUCGGUACCAAGUCUUAAGCGUAGGGGAGUCGCCCUCUUCCAGAGUCGCUUCAGGCUCGUUCAACACAAACAAUCACUAUUGCCUGUGCUGUCUGUCUGUGAUUGUUCCUGAAAACCUGCAUUUACUCCACACUGGACUUGAAUCAAGGAACUGGUGGUGAAGUGGGGGGGGUGAACCGAGUGGGAGGAACGGGCGACCGGGACCGAGGUCGGACCGGACCCUCCCACACCCACGUCUGCACUCUUAUCUACCUGUCUAGUGUUGGAAAUCAGACCCUCUCCCUUUGAGUUCUCCUUUUUGUAAGUCACAUGGACUGAAAGGCAACUGGAGCUGAAUUCAAAUCUGCUUCUCAAUCAUGGAUCAGACAAGGGUCUGGGGCAGGGACCCCGAAAAGAGUUGAAUUAGCAAAUCUCUCUUUUAAAAACAAAAGGCCUGGGUUGAAUAUGCACAUGCUAGUUCGUAUGCGCUGCACAGCCACGCCUACAUGAUGGCUGUGCUGUGUGUACGUGGCUGGAUCUCUCUGUUUUCCACUUAGCCUACGCCCCCCCCUGCCCCGGCUUCAGCCCUUACCCUGUGUAUCCGACAUUCUAUUCCCCAGAAGACGAGAUCAUAAACAUAUCAGAGUAAUACGAAAUAAUGAAAACAAAUACUUGAAUCAAAAGAAGCGCCAAUAAUGUAAUGUGAACACUUUUUGUAGUGGUUUUUGUCUCAUUCAUACACUUCAGAGAUUUUUUGAUAGCGUCGGUUCAGAGUGAAUAAAAAUUUGAAAUGUUGUUGAAAACAAAGAUCGAUAUAAAGGCAAAAUUUUACAUCUGUUGUAUUUGAGUGUUUGCACAAGGCUGCUUGUACUGUACGAAUGAAUGUGAGGUGAAAUCCGUGUGAGAGCUCGUGAUUACAGCGGAGCAAUGAUCCGCCUCGUGUUUCUCUUUUCAGUUCAGUAUACUUUGGUUGUUGAUUUUUCUUUUUCUUUUUUUUGCUUGUCAAAACUAUAUUCUGAUGUUAAUUGUUACUAGCCUCUAGCGUUGCACUGAGUGUCGCCUCACCCCUCAUCCAGCUAAACGAACAACAUGAUACAAGUACUGAGGGGAGACGGGGACAGUUCACGUGUAAAUGUUUACUCAAGGACUAAAAAUAAGUGUGUUUUUAAAACUGUAAUGUUUAUCUACCUUAGUGGCUUUCAUUGUGGAAUAAUCCAAGAAAGUAUGGAUCAUAAUUGAGUAUUGCACCAUUUUUCAGACUAUAAACCUAAAAAAAAAAAACGAAGAAAAAGUGAAAAAAAAAUCACAUAUGUAUAAAAAAUGCAAAAAAAAAAAAAAAGUAUUUUGCAGACCUGUGGCCAUAGAUUGGGGUAGAAGGACUUCAGCUCUCCUAAAUCUGAGCAACGGAGAGCGAAGGACAAGACAUCAGACCGAGCCUUGGCUUCUAGGGCUCAUUCAGAGGUGCCUACCUUUAUUUUUUCUUUUUGGUUUGUUAGCUUUUCGUUCUGUUUUCACUCAUCUGUUUUAAUGCAAGGCCACUGACAGUUUACAAACACUUAGUUUUUUUCUAGAGUUCGAAAAAAUUUCAGCGAAACAAAGGAAGGAAUGUUGGAAAAACAAAAAAAAAACAGGACAAAUGCUUCCAUUUUUGAGAAAAAAAAGAAAAGUGCAACACAAACGCUUCACCGAAUGAAGAUUUAUUCUCGUGCUACUUUCAGAACUCUGGGAUCGAACAGUGUUGUCUCGUUCUGUUUAACCUUCUGUAUGUUUUAUGUUGAUUAUAUCUAUUUUUCCUUUAUAUAAAAACAAACAAACAAAAAAAGAAAAAAAGACAUAAUUGCUCACUCUCUUGCACACACACGAAAAAGUGGAUCUUGUCUCAGGAAGGUUCCAGAGUACCGACUCCACGCCAUUUUAAUGUACAUUUUUAUGAUGAGUUAAAAACAAGAAAAAUAACAAAAAAAGGAUGACUUAAAAGAAACAAUUCUAAGCACUGAAAGUUAUGGAUUUCAGAAGAAGAGAAAUUUUGUUUCUAAAUCCGUAGCAGUUACGUAAUAACCAAAUAAUGGACUUUAAAUGAGAAAUGGAGUGCUUUAUAUAUAAAUCUAUAUAUUAAAAUUGCUUUACAUUUAAAAAUGGUCAAUGAUGAGUUUGUUUAAAAAAGAAAAGGGUUAAAAAAAAGAAAAAAAGAGGGUGAAUAACAUGCAAAAUGCUGUAUGUUUGAAUCUUUGUGUUUUCUUAAUGAGGUCCCGUCCUGAACGAAUCAGGAACAUUGUGCAUUACUCUCUCUCUCUCUCUGUCUGUCUCUCUCUCUCUCUGUCUCUCUCUGUCUCUCUCUCUGUGUCUCUCUCUCUGUCUCUCUUUGUCUCUCUCUCUCUGUCUCUCUCUCUCUGUCUCUCUCUCUCUCUGUCUCUCUCUCUCUGUCUCUCUCUGUCUCUCUCUCUCUCUCUGUCUCUCUCUGUCUCUCUCUCUCUCUGUCUCUGUCUCUCUCUCUCUCUCUGUCUCUCUCUCUCUCUGUCUCUGUCUCUGUCUCUCUCUCUCUGUGUCUCUCUCUCUCUCUCUCUCCCUCUCAUUCUCUCCCACAGCGGGUAUUAUUAUUAUGGUUAUUAUGGUUAUUAUUAAUAGAAGAAUCAGACCUUUGAACAUGAGCUGGUUGUAAAGGAUCAUGAAACUAUGCACAAGUGUCGGGGGGGCGGGGUUUGGGUUUGCAGCCCGGCUGAUCUUAUUGCAGGGGUUUUUGGGAUCCAAUGUGUUGUUGUUUGUUCAUUUUAAUUUUUAAACGGGGGUGGAGGGAGGCGGUGGAGAGGUGACUCACUUCAGACCCCCCACCUCCGGCUUCCUUCCCCUGAUUCAGAUCGACCUACAUCGCCAUGCUGUGUACUCCUAAAACCAAUGAGCGUCUCACUCUUUAGCACUGUGGGAUUCUAGCCUGUCACCCUCAAGGGGGUUAUUAUUUGUUUGUUUUAUGGAGGGUGGGUUCAGGGCUGCUUUUAUUUUAUUUUUUUUUGCCUUUUUUUGUUGUUUUUUUUUUUGAAAUAUUCAGUAAAAAUGUCUGUACUGAGAGUUAAUGAGAAGUCAGUGGCUUGUAAUGUUUUAUUUUUUUCUCUGUAUAUCUCUUUCUCCUCAUAGAAUGUGAUUGUUCAAUGACAUGCACCGAAACAAAAUGUUUUCAUGAACUAUGGAGCUUCUUUCAAAUAUUAAUAAAAUAGCAUUUUUUUCUUGGCUGUUAAA